This is a messenger RNA of Xyrauchen texanus (razorback sucker), 1125 nucleotides long. Its product is annotated as N-acyl-aromatic-L-amino acid amidohydrolase (carboxylate-forming) B-like. Lineage: Eukaryota; Metazoa; Chordata; Actinopteri; Cypriniformes; Catostomidae. The record is from RefSeq and is a predicted model, not a curated record. The coding region runs from base 184 to 1125 and encodes 313 amino acids. Gene Ontology annotation, molecular function: hydrolase activity, acting on ester bonds; aminoacylase activity. The transcript has 7 exons.
CCUCUCUUCUCUCUCUUCACCCGUCCUAUCUUAUUCCUCUCUCUCUGUCUAUUCCGAGUGGCUGUAUGAGUCAGCAAAACACUGCCUUCAUACUGGAGCCUCAUGGCCAGUGGAAGUGAUAAAAGAUGAUUCAGGGUUGAUCACUGCAGAAGAAAGACAGCUAUCAGUGAGGAACAGCUGAAGAUGGGAUCUACUUUCUUGCCAACGGUGGGUCGUAUGGCCGUGUGUGGCGGUACCCAUGGAAAUGAGAUGUCGGGAGUGUACAUAGUGAGAGAGAUGGAGAGACAGCGGAGAGUGAUGGGAGACGGUGUGUGGCCCAUUCCUGUGACAACAGUUCUGUCAAACCCGCGGGCUGUGAAAGAGUGCAGAAGAUACAUUGACACGGAUAUGAACCGCUGCUUCAGCAGUGCCAUACUGAGUUCUCCAAUUACAGACAGCAGCCCGUAUGAAGUGUGGCGAGCUCAGGACCUGAACGCUCUUCUGGGCCCGAAGGGGUCUGCGGGUGCCAUAGACAUGAUCUGCGACCUCCAUAACACCACUUCUAACAUGGGACUGACUCUCAUCCAUUACACCACCAAUGACUGGGUGAACAUGCACAUCUGCAAAUACUUACAGACAAAGAUAACCCAAGUGCCUGUGCGAGUGGUAAUAUUGGAAGUUCCCAUUAGUGAUGCAUAUUCGUUGGAAUCUGUGUCCAAGCAUGGCUUUACGAUGGAGGUUGGGCCGCAGCCGCAUGGUGUCAUCAGGGCAGACAUUUAUAACUUAAUGAAAGAGGGUGUGGAUAUGACAAUAGACUGGAUACAAAAAUUCAACUCAGGAACAGUAUUUGAUGGUGGGGAGGUUGAAGUCUUUAUCUGGCACAAGAGUGUUGAUUAUCCCAGAGAUCCUGACACUCAGGAGCUCAACGCUGUCAUUCACCCUCAGCUGCAGGACCGAGACUUCUGCCAGCUCAAGAAAGGUGAUCCUUUGUUUUUGUCAUUUUCUGGAGAAACUGUGAAGUACGAGGAAGAAUCACUUUAUCCUUUCUUUAUCAACGAGUGUGCCUACUAUGAAAAAGGAAUCGCUUUCCACUUGGCAAAAAAGAUUAAGCUGCCGAUUCCAACAGUGCAAGUACAAAAAGACUGA